Molecule: messenger RNA, 3964 nt
Organism: Dufourea novaeangliae
Lineage: Eukaryota; Metazoa; Arthropoda; Insecta; Hymenoptera; Halictidae
Product: cilia- and flagella-associated protein 74-like
Exons: 23
Source: RefSeq, a predicted model, not a curated record
AUGUCGAACAGGAAGGAAAAGUCCGAAAUUAAAGAAGAGCAAGAAAAUGAGACGGAGAAACCGAAGGAGCUGCAAGUUACAGCACAAUCCGUGGAACAUACACGUUACAGACUUACAAAAUUAUCGAAAAUGAAAGCGAUUCGUUUGAAGAAUAAAAAAGAGAGAAGGGAAGCAUUUUCGCAGCGAUUCAGGAGACAAAAGUUCUUCGAUUCUUUGAUUGAAUUGAGGACGAAUUUCUUGCAAGGACAAUGGGAUCGAACUUGCCAUUGGAGAGAAAGAAGACUUAUACGCGAGAAAGUUCGCUUGAAACAUGUUACGAGGAUAAGAAUGAAGCACGAAAUUCACGAAAUUUUACCGCCUGAUUCUAUAGUCUUCGAUAAAAUUUUGAAAUGCGAACGGGAGAGGAGGAAACAGGUAAAACUUCGAAACCAGCGAAUGAUUGAAAUUGUUCAGAAGAUUGCUCGAGAGAUGCAAACAAAGAAGAAGAAAUGUUUAAGGAAAGUUGUGCUUGAAAGCAUUAUUGAAGAAAGUACCGUAGAAUUCUCUAUGGAAAGUUUUGAAGCAGAGUUAGAGAAAGAGGGGGGUAAGGAAGAACUUGCAAAAUCAGACGAAACUAAAAAAUUAGAAGAAAGUAGUCAUGAAAUAAAAAGAAACGAGGGAGAGGUCGAAGGAGAAGGAAGGAUUUCUUUAGAAGACAAUAAGAAUAUUCAGCAGUUCGCAUUAAAAAACGAAUCCAUGUCAUCGACUGCAGAAUCUUUUCCAAAAGACGACUGUUUUUUCUCGAGUCCAAACACCGUCAUUUUCGAAGACUUCAAAGUCGGCAGAAAAUACUCCAGAAGAGUGAUGAUCACCAAUAAAACAUCCAAGUGGGCGUACUUACGAUUUAACAAAGUGUACACUGAAGUUUGGGAACCAAGAGUUAUCGAGAUCGACAUCAUGGAAGCUGCGAGAGUAAAACCAGGUAUGCAUGCGACGAUCAGCGUGAGAUUUUCACCGAUCCACGACGAGAAAGUGACAGCUGAGAUUUCUUUCCUCACACUGAAUUCCAAUAAUACGAAAACUUUCCACGAAUUCCGUAUUCCCGUCGUCUGCACGCCCGAGAAUCCUCAACCUAUUCUGGAUCCUGCAGAGAUCAGGUUCCCCACAAGCCCAAUGUGGAGAUUCAACGAGUCAAGGUACAACCAGAAAACUCUUACCGUCUCGAACGAAGGCCGAAAAUCCUUUUCUAUUCUUAUCGGGGAACAAGUAUCUGAAAUCAUUUGAGCAAUGUCAUCCGAUUUACCUUUAGAUGAAGAUGAAAAUUGGAAGUAUAGUAAUAGGGACAGUAACGAGAACUCUGUAGAAGAACCUCGAAAAAUCUUCCAGAUUGAAAUUCCUUCGAAGUUCAAGUGCCUUCUAAAGAUUACUUUUCGUCCACGAUAUAUUGGAUUACACCAUGAAGUCAUGAAGAUUUGCUUCUUUUGUGAUGAUCGAAUAUUCGGCGAACAGGAUAUUCCAAUCUGGGCGGAAGUAACAGGGUCCCAAAUUCACCUAGAUCCUCCAUGCAUCGAUCUCGGUGUCGCGAUGAUGGAUUCAGAUGUCUGCCAACAAACUUUUAACAUUAUUAAUACUGGGCGCUCCAGCGUGCAGAUUUCUAUGGGAACGCCAAAACGCUUGGGGAGUCAAGUAACGGUUUACCCCAGGUCGACGAUCUUGCAACCUGAAGCAUCUUCCACGAUCAGCGUUAGACUGAAACCUGAAUCCUCCAUUCCACACCUGUCCAGACGCUAUUACGAUGCAACAUCCAGCAUCCUAGAGUUCCCUCUUCACGUGCAGAUUUUAACUCAAAAAGAAGAGAAGCCACCUCCGUUGAUUUUGAAGGUUCUGGCGAGUUUGACCACCUUUCGCGGUUUGGUCCUAGAACCAGCGGACAUCGAUCUGGGUGUCGUCUACACGCACGAGUCAGUCUACACGGAAUUAACGCUGACAAACGAUUCACUGUUGAUUCAAGAAUACGCUUUCGUUUUUCUGCCACCGUUCAUGGAGAUACAGCCGAACCACGGUCUCGGGACUGUUUUACCAGGCGAGACUAUCAAACUCCAGCUGAUUUACUCAGCAUGUCCGACGGACAUCCCUGGAAAUGAGAUCGGGGCGAAUGGGUUGGUCGCGAGAGAAAAGUCAGCUACCAGAUUUCAGAUACAAGCGGUAACUCAGGCGGAGCUGGUUGCGCUUAUGAAAGAGAUUAAAAUCAGCGAACUGAGAAAUAUCUAUGAUUUGGAGAAGGUAAAUCUACGAAAUCGAGGGCUUCCCCCAUCUGUAGAUUUUGAACCGUUCGAAGUAGUAUUGAGUAAAGAUGAUGAAAAUGACGAGGAUUCUGGUAAUACGAAUCGUCGAACUGUUAGUGACGUCUCUGUGGAUGAAAAAGAUCCAGAUGUUGAGCAGACUUUGGGCGUCUCAGUGAGAAGUUACGAGGAUAGAAGAAGAGAAAAAAAUGUGAUCAAUGUUCUGGUUCAUAUUGUGAACACGUUGUGCGAGAUGAGCGAACAGAUUCUUGAAUUUCCAGGGACACCUUGCGGCUCUUUUUCCGUGGUCGCCGUGCAUCUGAGAGGCUACAACAUGGCCUCCUAUCCCCGUUGUACCUGCGGGAUAGCGAAGAAUCAAGAGAAACGAUUCACGGCUCACUUCGAAUUCAAGAGUUCCUCUGGUCGAGUGAAGAUUGUGCCACAGUGUGGUACUUUGCGGAGCGAACAGUUCGUCAAGGUUUCCUUCAUUUUCAAGCCGAGGUUACCCAGAAGUGAACCGAUGAUCGAUGAACCAAAGGAGGCAUCUAAGAAGGAUGAUAGGAAAAAGAAGAAAAAAAGAAAGACAGAUGAAGACGAAGAGGAGACCGACGUUGAUAAACCGUCAGAGGACGCCCCUCUGCUGGAAACCAUCGAUCCACGAGUCUCUACAAUUUUUAUAACCUGUUCGAUCGAUUUGGAUUUUGACGACAGCACAAGAAGAAACGAACUGCUGUUUGUGAAGUUAAUUUGCCCCGUCACGAGACCAGAAAUCCUGAUUCUGAACAAGAAUCCUGUCAUUGUAUUUGGGCCGACGGCGAUCGGUACAUCUUCGAGGAGAUUCUUGCUCGUCAAGAAUAUUUCCAACAAAAGCGUAAAAGUGGAUCUGAGUCUGCUGGAUCCAUAUGGACCGUUCUUCAUUCCACCCGGAAAAACGAUCGAGACUGGUUCGGUUCUGAAUCUUCCAGUGACUUAUCAACCUAUUCACGCGAACGAAGAAGAAGAGUUUUUCGAGGUAUCCAGCUCGAGAACCAGGACAAGGUGGCGUGUGAAAGUCAGCGGGCGAGGAGUGGUGCCAUCUUAUGUCUUGAAACCUUAUUUCAGAGUCGUUCGCUUCGAAGUUACCGAUGACAGACCGAUGGAAGCGAGAAUAACCAUACAGAAUACUGGAGACUGUCCGCUGACUUUUCGGCUUCGCUGGAAAGACGCGUUUCAGGGAAAUAUUCCGGAGCUUCCUGAUGGAUCUCCGGCGAGAAAGGAGAAGAAGAAGAAGGGAAAAUCCGACGGGAAAAGCGGGGAAAUAUCGGCAAGGAAGGUGAAAUUCGACCAAGUACUUCGACAACAUGAGGAAUCGGCGAUAUUCGGCGGAGGAUUGGAAAGAUGUUUGGAUCGUGACUGUUUCUCAUUUUGGAAUCUCGACGAGAAUAUGCAGUUGCUGGUGUCUGAACGAAAGAAGAUGGAAUUCGGUGUACGUUUUCAACGGCCGAGCAACGAGGCAGCUGUCGCGAGCGGCAAGUCGGCGGGGAAAUCGACGAAGGGAAAGAAGAAAAGAAAAGAAUCGCCAAAAAGGAACGACAUCGAGAAAUUAAAUUAUUGUUACGUAGCCGUGCUGGAAUUAACGCUGGGAAGUUCGUUGCUCGUGCAAGACUUCGUUGUAAUAUCCGUGUUGAAAUAGAGAUUCCGAUAUCAAUUUUGUCCACGACGGA